ACAGCCAGUGGUGGAGAAUGUCACCCACAUGAAGCUGUGUCAUGGCUGGCCAGGCAGCUAAGGAUGGGGCUGCAAUGGCAGUAGAGGGUCAGAGUGCAGAGGAGAACAAUGUCAGGUGCUAAGAAUUCUGCAUUUAGGGCUGGGCCUGGUAUAGCUCAGAGGGAGAGUUUCAAAGAGAGCACUGCAGCUUGGGCCAGAGAAGGGAAAGCGGGACAGAUACUAGGUGAUAGAAGGGUCUGAGGUCACUAGUCCCUCCCUCCAUCUACUGUCCCCUGUGCCUUGGGUAGGUGCAUGAGGUAGAGGAGGAGCGGGACAGGAGGGCUGAUAAGCCUCCUGUCCAGCGGAGUGAACUGGAGAAACACGUGGCCCUGCAGCCCCAAGCAGGGCCAUGCCUGGAACAUCAGCAGCUCCUGUGGGAGGUGCAGAAGGUGAAGAAGGAGCUGGAGGGCGCCUUGGGGCAGCUAAAGGAAGAAAACCUGGCUCUGCGGAACAAAAUGAGGGAGCAGGAGGAGCGCCUUCUGCAGGUUGACACCAGGGCAGAGCUGUGCUCUGUGCAGGCAGAAGAGCACAAGAACAUCGUGCACAACAUGGAGGAGCAGCAGGAGAUGAUUGAUGCCUUAGAGCUUCAGAACUGCCUGAUAAAGGAGCAGCUGGCCCAGAUGCAGGACAGCUUCCAGAGGCUGAUAGAAGAGAACACCAAUAUAGUGACCACCCUGAGCUCAGAGCAGCUCAGACACAAGGAGCUGACUUGGAAGCUGGGCCAGCUGCAGGAGGAGAUCACGCAGCUCAAGGCAGUGGUGGCGCUGAAGAGCCAGGAGGCCCUGGAGCUGCAGCAGCAGAGAGACCAGCUGCUGGGCAUCCUCUGCCACAGAGCUGAGGACUGUUUACACCUGGCCUCUGAAAAACACGCUCUGCAACAUCAGCUUCUACAGUCGUUUAAACAAGCGGUGAAUGUACAUCUGAAAGACCUGGAAGACCACAAGACCCUGGUUAGGUUUUACAAAGACCUGAAGACCACCCAGGAGGUCCUGUCAGCUUCCAAGCUUCAGAAGCAGCAGACAUCCUUGCCUGGAGUUGUGGCACUGCCCGGGGAAGGUGAAUGGAGGUGUCAGUGUUGCAUGGGCUGAGGAGCACUCUGAGAAUGAGUGGAGGAGGACGAGAUGGCAGAGGGCUGCUCAUUCUCUCCCAGAGGGUGGUGGCCCAGGGUGACCUGGUGAGGUGGGUGGAGGGGAGCGUAGGACUGCUCUGCCUCCCUCCUGACUGCUCCCA
Molecule: messenger RNA, 1269 nt
Organism: Cavia porcellus (domestic guinea pig)
Lineage: Eukaryota; Metazoa; Chordata; Mammalia; Rodentia; Caviidae
Product: golgin subfamily A member 2-like
Exons: 5
Coding region: 495-1127 (210 amino acids)
Biological process (GO): Golgi organization; spindle assembly
Cellular component (GO): cis-Golgi network; Golgi cis cisterna; Golgi apparatus
Source: RefSeq, a predicted model, not a curated record